Messenger RNA from Gryllus bimaculatus (two-spotted cricket), 351 nucleotides. NCBI's taxonomy places the organism in Eukaryota, Metazoa, Arthropoda, Insecta, Orthoptera, Gryllidae. The record is from the annotation of a GenBank genome assembly.
AUGAAUCCCCGUCCCUUUCCCACGAUCUGCGGAGCUGGCGGGGUGGUUGACUGUGAAGGGUAUCCCCCGGUGGGCGGUGGCGCCCCGUGGCUGCCCACUCCUCCGCCCUCGCGCCGUAGCGAGACGCGCCUUUGCUGGAACAUGUUGUGCGUUGUGUGUUGCAGCGGCGGCAUCAAGUUCUCGGACCUGUCGGCGGACGAAGGUGAGCUGCGGCCCGCGCCUAGCGGCUGCGCGCGCGCCCGGCGCCCCGCCCGCCGCCCCGCCCGCAGUUGUCCUCCCGCUCCUCUCGGCGCCGCCGCUCGUCCUCGAACUGCGGAUGCGACAGACAGCGCGCGCGUCCAUUGCCAUUAA